ACGAGUUAAGUUUGAUUUGAAUUUGUUCCAAUAGAUUUGCUGUUCAUUCAGUAUGAAUUAUUAUUUGUUAUUUUGGUUGAUGGCGCUUGCGCAGGGAAGCCCAUACGGAGCGCCGCAGAGCGCCUGUGCCACAAUGAUGCCCGGCCAUGGUUUCAAUCCGCAAAAUGGUACAUCUCCAUUCAUCGUCAUUCCCUUAACGAGUGACAUUAUGCAGAAUAGCUUCGUGCCAAUUGGACUCUCAUCUCUGUCCAGCGAUGAUUUCAAAGGUUUCCUCAUUAUGGCGUUUAGCAACAGUAGCAGACAACCGAUAGGCAAAUUUUCUAUUGAAGCGGAUGGCCAAUCGAUGAGCUGCUUCAACGGAACGGACAAUGCUGCCACUCAUUCGAUUAACAAUGACAAAUCAUGGGUUAUGCUAAACUGGAUGCCACCAUACAAUUUUGUGGGCUCAGUUCGCUUCAGGACUACCUUCGUCAAGAAUGCGUCCCAUUACUGGGUCGGCAUCGAGUCGGACCCCGUGGAGGUUAUUCCGUUAUUUAUACCAUCAUCAGCCGGCCAUUUCAGCCCUUCGCUGGGAUUGGCUCUGUUGAUUCUUAUAGUUGGUAUGUUUUGACUUUGAAAAUCGAUGCCGUCGCCGAAAUACGUCACAUAUAUUAUCUUAUGUAUUAUACAUAAUAUCUUACAUAAUGUUAUACAUGUAAACUAAACCUUAUCCCAUCAACUAAGCGGUUUUUGUAUAGUAUGACCCAUGGAUUUCGAUGAAACCUGCAAAUUUGG
Messenger RNA from Daphnia carinata, 774 nucleotides. Its product is annotated as putative ferric-chelate reductase 1 homolog. NCBI's taxonomy places the organism in Eukaryota, Metazoa, Arthropoda, Branchiopoda, Diplostraca, Daphniidae. Bases 53 to 610 code for a protein of 185 amino acids. Gene Ontology annotation, molecular function: oxidoreductase activity, acting on metal ions. The transcript has 5 exons. The record is from RefSeq and is a predicted model, not a curated record.